CAGGUCCCCGGCCGAGGCGGCCGGCGGGCUGGGCCGCGAUGUCGCUCGGAGCUGGGCUCGUCCGCACCACGUGCAGCAGCGGCGGCGCGCCCGGACCUGGCGCCAGCGCCGGGCAGCCCUCGGAGGGGCUGCUGGAUCCCGUCUACCCACGCACCCAGGGGGCGCUUCUGAAAGUGGCCCAAAUGGUCACUCUGCUGAUUGCCUUCAUCUGCGUGCGGAGCUCUCUGUGGACCGACUACAGUGCCUACAGCUACUUUGAAGUGGUCACCAUUUGUGAUUUGAUAAUGAUCCUCAUCUUUUACCUGGUCCACCUCUUCCGCUUCUACCGCGUGCUCACCUGCAUCAGCUGGCCCCUGUCGGAACUUCUGCACUAUUUAAUCGGUACCCUGCUUCUCCUCAUCGCCUCCAUUGUGGCAGCCUCCAAGAGUUACAACCAGAGUGGACUGGUAGCUGGCGCGGUCUUCGGGUUCUUGGCCACCUUCCUCUGCUUGGCAAGUGUGUGGCUGUCCUACAAGAUCUCCUGUGUGACCCAAUCAACAGAUGCAGCCGUCUGAUGCGGCCACAGCCCCUGGCCCCUCCAGAGGAUCCGCAGGAGAGGAGGCCCAUCAGACCGGUGGCCCAGUGGCCCCACAUGGCUCUGGACUGCGCUCCUGUGCCAAAGUCCUGCUCAGGCUGUGGGCUCCAGAAGGCCUGCACCUUCCUCCUGCUUUUGUGAUGUGCCGUUCCCUGAGCCCCUGAUCUGGGCAAGCCUCUUUCUCCAGGCUUCGUCAGAGGACGGUCCUCCUCUUCUGGGAGAGGAAAGCAGCCUCACGGCACUCUGCCUCCACCACCUCAGAUACUGACAACCCCACUGAACACGCUGGAGGGGCUUCCGAAUCUGCUGCAUAAAUUUGCUUCUCUUUCAUGUUCCUCAGGGGAGUGGAGCUGCCUCAAGUCCUCUGGAAACCAAGCCAGCUCCUUGGUUAGCAUGAAGUCUGAUCUGGGAGAGACUCUUUCUUAAGGCAGGCGUGCCUGCAGGAACAUGCAGCCAGCCUGCUGCCUCCUUUCCCUGUCUCUGCCUGUGUUACCAUUGUGUGUUUGUGUGUGUGUGUGUGUGUUGCGUGUUUUUAAAUAAAAUAUUAGCCAAUUGCA
Heterocephalus glaber (naked mole-rat) is the source of this 1131-nucleotide messenger RNA. RefSeq names its product CKLF like MARVEL transmembrane domain containing 7 (gene Cmtm7). The record is from RefSeq and is a predicted model, not a curated record. NCBI's taxonomy places the organism in Eukaryota, Metazoa, Chordata, Mammalia, Rodentia, Bathyergidae. Gene Ontology annotation, cellular component: membrane.